Molecule: messenger RNA, 2461 nt
Organism: Danaus plexippus (monarch butterfly)
Lineage: Eukaryota; Metazoa; Arthropoda; Insecta; Lepidoptera; Nymphalidae
Gene: NGR-A24
Product: tachykinin-like peptides receptor 99D
Exons: 11
Coding region: 331-1557 (408 amino acids)
Biological process (GO): G protein-coupled receptor signaling pathway
Cellular component (GO): plasma membrane
Molecular function (GO): tachykinin receptor activity
Source: RefSeq, a predicted model, not a curated record
GAGCGUCGGGUCAACAGUGUGACGGUGGCGGUACGCUCACUAACAUCGCCUGAAACUCGCUGCAGUAUAUGAUUCCUGAACGCAAUAAAAAUAUAUAGCACUCAAAAAUUAAAAUUCGUGAAAGUAUUUUUAAUUGUACAUCAAAAAACUACAUCAGUGCUGUAAGUUUAUAGACCAAUACGUAACUUUUUAAGUGUUAAUCUUAUGGAACAUAUUUAAAAAGUUUUAAGACUGUUCUGUUUUAUAUUAAAUUAUUAUAAUAACUUUGACUUAUUGAUGUGAUGUGAUUGUGUAUAUUACAGAGGUGCCGUCAGGCACUGAGAUGCAACAAUGCUAGAGGACACAGACCCAACAUUGGCCUCUAAUUGGAGUUCAACUUACAGCGAAUCGCAGAACUAUUUCACUGUUUACGAUGAGACUGACAGAUCAGAUAGUAACAGCACUCACCACAACGCAACCCAGGUAUACCAGUCCUUCAUUUUACCAUGGUGGCGGCAAGUGUUGUGGACAUUCCUCUUUGCAGGAAUGGUAGUGGUAGCCACAGUUGGAAAUCUCGUCGUUAUUUGGAUAGUUCUAGCUAAUAAAAGAAUGAGAAGCGUCACUAACUAUUUUCUAGUCAACCUGUCAGUGGCAGACGCAAUGGUAUCAACAUUGAACGUAACUUUCAACUUCACGUACAUGUUGUAUUCCGAUUGGCCAUUCGGACAUUUCUACUGCAAGUUCUGCCAGUUCAUUGCUGUUCUUAGUAUCAGCGCCUCUGUUUUCACCCUUAUGGCCAUAAGUGUGGACAGAUACGUUGCUAUAAUGAGUCCCCUACGUCCCCGACUCGGUAAACGCGCCACGCUGGGUAUUGCGGCCGCUAUUUGGGCUGGUAGCUCUGUUAUCAGCAGCCCUAACAUAAUUUACUUCACCACCGACGUAGAUCUUUUACCUGACGGUACUACAAGGCGGGUUUGUUUCCCUGAAUGGCCAGACGGUAGUACUACAGAAUCUCACCUCGAGUAUAUUUACAAUGUAGCAUUUAUGGUACUAACGUACUUCUUGCCCAUCACAUCUAUGACGUAUACUUAUGCAAAAGUUGGAAUAGAGUUGUGGGGGUCCAAAUCAAUAGGAGAGUGCACUCAACGACAAUUGGAUAAUGUGAAAAGCAAACGAAGGGUCGUUAAAAUGAUGAUCGUCGUUGUAGUAAUAUUUGCUGUGUGCUGGCUUCCAUUCCAUGUGUACUUCGUAGUGACUUCAUACUACCCAGAAGUGGUUAACUAUCCGAAUAUUCAGGAGAUAUAUCUCGCUAUAUACUGGCUCGCCAUGAGCAACUCCAUGUAUAAUCCCAUUAUCUACUGCUGGAUGAACUCCAAAUUCCGUCGUGGCUUCAAGCAGUUAUUCUGGUGCUGCGGCCUGGGUGAACGUCGUCAUCGUCUAGACCGUUCCAUGAGAUCACUUUCACCCUCCAGAAAGAAUGGAACUAGUUAUUUCAAGAAAACAAUCAAAACGUCAAAAUUCACCAAAAAUCCUCCUGGCACUCCUCAUUUGCUUCACACAAAUAAAAUACACACUUAGGAGAUGCUUGGAGUUCAAUCUGCAAGUUGGUACAAUACGUAUAUCAAUGCACAGCACCUACAACAAUCCAUUGAUGAGCAGCACCUGACAGCGACGUGGUGCUGGCAAUCAGCACGACCGUGGAACCGAGGUGCAAGACCAACGAACGUGGAUUUGACGUCCACGGUCCCACAACCGACCUCCACUCACACCUCAAGAUCUUUACGCCUAAACUUAAUUUUUAUUUUAAAUAAAUAAACCCUUGACGGACCAAAAUAAGCACAGAAAAAAUUAUUAUAUACAAUGUAAAUUAUUAUAUAACCCUCAUAGCGUACCGUAAAUGGCAAAUUUGUAAUAUAGCAUAUGAAUUUUUCAAAUUAUUUAUUUUCAUGUUUAAUUCUUUCAAAAUAAAAUAAUAUUUAUUUAAUAAUUAGCUAGGUAGAUAAUAAACGUGUUAGAAAUAGGUUACAACAAACGAAACCUAUGUAUAAAAUGGCUUAAAAUAUCCUGUAAGAUAAUUUUAGUGUUAGCAGGAGUAUUUUCAAAUUAAUACACUUUGAUAUAAAAUUCGCUUUUGAGUUUUUCAAAUCGAAAAAAGCAUUACAAGGAAUAAAUAUAACUUUGACUAUUUAUAUAGUUCUCAUGAACGAAAUUAGUAAACAAAUGUGUAAGAACCUGUUUUAUGCGCUUUGUAAAUAUUUGUACCUAAUAAUAUAAAGGUCACAUAUUUAAAACUUGUAUAUAAGUAAGAUACUCGUUCCAGAUAAAGCCAUUCAAAAAUGUUAUGUAAAUAUUUGUGUUAUAUUAAACAUUAGUCAAACUUGGGGCACACGCUUCUCUAUAUAUAAUUUUGUAAUUUGUAUAUUUAAAGUAGUUCACAUGUGAAAAUUUUAAUUUAUGUUAAAUAAAACUAUGUUAAAUAAAA